Salvelinus fontinalis (brook trout) is the source of this 3218-nucleotide messenger RNA. RefSeq names its product claudin-11-like. Lineage: Eukaryota; Metazoa; Chordata; Actinopteri; Salmoniformes; Salmonidae. Gene Ontology annotation, biological process: bicellular tight junction assembly; cell adhesion. Bases 450 to 1106 code for a protein of 218 amino acids. The transcript is spliced from 3 exons. Gene Ontology annotation, cellular component: plasma membrane; bicellular tight junction. Gene Ontology annotation, molecular function: structural molecule activity. The record is from RefSeq and is a predicted model, not a curated record.
GGAAAAGUGCUGAAGCUUUUCUUUAGAAGUGGAGACUCUCCAAACUGACAGGACUACACAACAGACCCAGGAGAGACAACACACAGUUCUUGGAUUACUUCUUGAGGAAUAUUCUAAUCGAAAACUCACACUAACUUCACACAGCAUUUGGCUGUCAUUUUCUUCUGUUUUACAGUUUUCUCCAGGGUUUGUACAACACGGGACUAUUUUGAAAUCAUUACAAUUCCUUUCACAAUAGACCCACAGGCGUUGUGGGUCUGGCAAGCGAGUCUACUUUCACACAAGCUUCAACGUAUCUUUAAAGUAUCAUCAGUUGUUUUUGGACUAUUUGGGCUGUGGACUGUCCAAUUCACCGUCUUGAGUCACUCUGACUGCCUGGACCAUUUUACGUUUUUAUAAACAGCUUUUGAAGACUAUUCUACCCUAGGACUACCAUACCUCUCAUUGCCAUGGCGAACAGCUGUCUCCAGCUCAGCGGUUUUGUGAUGAGUUGUAUCGGGUGGGUCGGGAUCCUUAUCGCCACUGCCACCAACGACUGGGUAGUGACGUGUAAAUACGGCAUGAACACCUGCAAGAAGAUGGACGAAUUAGGAGCCAAGGGCCUGUGGGCUGAAUGUGUCAUAUCAACCGCCCUCUAUCACUGUAUAUCACUGACACAGAUAUUGGACCUACCGGCAUACAUCCAGACGUCAAGGGCGUUGAUGAUAACUGGAUCCCUCCUGGGGCUGCCUGCAGUGGGGAUGGUCCUAACAGCCACGCCCUGUAUCUCUCUGGGGGACGAGCCUCAGUCAGCCAAGAACAAACGAUCUCUACUUGGGGGAGUUCUCAUACUGCUAGUGGCUCUGUGUGGGGGGGUGUCCACAGUAUGGUUUCCUAUCGGAGCCCACCAGGACCAGGGACUCAUGUCGUUUGGGUUCAGCCUGUACGCUGGCUGGGUGGGCACGGCCUUCUGUCUCCUGGGAGGGGCCAUGAUCACCUGCUGUUCUACUGAACCGUCCCAACCAUACAAUCACCAUGACAACAACCGGUUCUACUACUCCAAAGGACAGGGGCCUGGCAACCCUGUUCCACCCUCCACUAACCACGCCAAGAGUGCCCAUGUUUAGACACACAUGAAGUACAUGCAUGCACACACACACACACACACACACACACACACACACACACACACACACACACACACACACACACACACACACACACACACACACACACACACACACACACACACACACACACCAGUGUUGUGUAACGCAGAGCGGCGUCUAACCUGGUGCCUGAAGAGAAACCAAGGGGUCCUGAUCGGGACAACCCUGCUCUGAUGAAGGACUUAUUUUCAUAUCUUUGUUCUACAAUGAAGGCUAGGGUUAGAGUUCUUUAUUUUACAAUAAAGGCUAGGGUUAGAGUUCUUUAUUUUACAAUGAAGGCUAGGGUCAGGGUUCUUUAUUUUACAAUAAAGGCUAGGGUUAGAGUUCUUUAUUUUACAAUAAAGGCUAGGGUUAGGGUUCUAUAUUUUACAAUGAAGGCUAGGGUUAGGGUUCUUUAUUUUACAAUAAAGGCUAGGGUUAGGGUUCUAUAUUUUACAAUGAAGGCUAGGGUUAGGGUUCUUUAUUUUACAAUGAAGGCUAGGGUUAGAGUUCUUUAUUUUACAAUAAAGGCUAGGGUUAGAGUUCUUUAUUUUACAAUAAAGGCUAGGGUUAGGGUUCUAUAUUUUACAAUGAAGGCUAGGGUUAGGGUUCUUUAUUUUACAAUAAAGGCUAGGGUUAGGGUUCUAUAUUUUACAAUGAAGGCUAGGGUUAGGGUUCUUUAUUUUACAAUGAAGGCUAGGGUUGGAGUUCUUUAUUUUACAAUAAAGGCUAGGGUUAGAGUUCUUUAUUUUACAAUAAAGGCUAGGGUUAGGGUUCUAUAUUUUACAAUGAAGGCUAGGGUUAGGGUUCUUUAUUUUACAAUGAAGGCUAUGGUUAGGGUUAGGGUUCUUUAUUUUACAAUGAAUGCUAGGGUUAGAGUUCUUUAUUUUACAAUAAAGGCUAGGGUUAGAGUUCUUUAUUUUACAAUGAAGGCUAGGGUCAGGGUUCUUUAUUUUACAAUAAAGGCUAGGAUUAGGGUUCUUUAUUUUACAAUAAAGGCUAGCGUUAGGGUUCUUUAUUUUACAAUGAAGGAUAGGGUUAGGAUUAGGGUUCUUUAUUUUACAAUGAAGGCUAGGGUUAGAGUUCUUUAUUUUACAAUAAAGGCUAGGGUUAGAGUUCUUUAUUUUACAAUGAAGGCUAGGGUUAGAGUUCUUUAUUUUACAAUGAAGGCUAGGGUUAGGGUUCUAUAUUUUACAAUGAAGGCUAGGGUUAGGGUUCUAUAUUUUACAAUGAAGGCUAGGGUUAGGGUUCUAUAUUUUACAAUGAAGGCUAGGGUUAGGGUUCUUUGUUUUCUACAAUGAAGGCUAGGGUUAGGGUUCUUAUUUUACAAUGAAGACUAGGGUUAGGGUUCUUUGUUCUACAAUGAACGCUAGGGUUAGGGUUAGGGUUGUUUGUUUUACAAUGAAGGCUAGGGUUAGGGUUAGGGUUGUUUGUUUUACAAUGAAGGCUAGGGUUAGGGUUCUUUAUUUUACAAUGAAGACUAGGGUUAGGGUUCUUUGUUCUACAAUGAACGCUAGGGUUAGGGUUAGGGUUCUUUGUUCUACAAUGAAGGCUAGGGUUAGGGUUAGGGUUCUUUGUUCUACAAUGAAGGCUAGGGUUAGGGAUAGGGUUCUUUGUUCUACAAUGAAGGCUAGGGUUAGGGUUCUUUGUUCUACAAUGAAGGCUAGGGUUAGGGUUAGGGUUCUUUGUUCUACAAUGAAGGCUAGGGUUAGGGAUAGGGUUCUUUGUUCUACAAUGAAGGCUAGGGUUAGGGUUCUUUGUUCUAUAAUGAAGGCUAGGGUUAGGGUUGUUUGUUUUACAAUGAAGGCUAGGGUUAGGGUUCUUUAUUUUAUAAUGAAGACCAGGGUUAGGGUUCUUUGUUCUACAAUGAAGGCUAGGGUUAGGGUUCUUUGUUCUACAAUGAAGGCUAGGGUUAGGGUUAGGGUUCUAUGUUCUACAAUGAAGGCUAGGGUUAGGGUUCUUUGUUCUACAAUGAAUGCUAGGGUUAGGAUUAGGGUUCUUUGUUCUACAAUGAAGGAUUACUGUGUAUGGAAAGUACUGUACACCUAUCAGUGCAUUUUAUAGAAAAUAAAGCGUACCUUUUUUAAUAAA